Daldinia decipiens is the source of this 17905-nucleotide messenger RNA. RefSeq lists its product as uncharacterized. Bases 408 to 17564 code for a protein of 5718 amino acids. The transcript has a single exon. The record is from RefSeq and is a predicted model, not a curated record. NCBI's taxonomy places the organism in Eukaryota, Fungi, Ascomycota, Sordariomycetes, Xylariales, Hypoxylaceae.
CCCCGCUCUGGAACAGCUGAAGGCCUCCAUCCAACAUUUUAAAUUAUUAUGCGUCAAGAAGUCGGAAGCGGCGAAGGAAAGAAAAACCUCCCAGCCACCCUUUCAUCAGCAAUUAGGAGUGUUAGCCGCCUUAUGUGGGGCUGUCUGGCAGCAAGCAUUGACUUUAUAGUACAUAGUACUGCUACAGUACCAUCCUUCAGCUCGGUUUUAAGUCAUUUCCCAGUCCCUGAUAGUUUCCUAUAUGUCCCCACAGUUGUAAUCGGGAUCUAAACAAAACAUCGUUAUACUCAAUUUUUGGCCCGUCGCGACGGUAUACCAACUUAAUUAAUGUACACUCUUUGUUAUUAAUCAUCCGAGAGUGUUUUCUGAAUGGACUCGACUAUACGGAACGAGUCUAAUCCUGUAAGAUGAUGACCCGAGAGCAUCAUCGCCGGCGGAGCCCCGAAUCCUCUCGCCGCCGGCGCAAAGAGCGGCGCGAUUCCAGAGAGCAACUUCGGAAUCAGCAAAUAGCACUACCUGUACCGCCCCCGGAAGAACAAAACGAACUCAUACACCUUCGAUCGCGUGCACCCUCGCCCCUUUCAUCGUCAUCCUCCACAUCUUCCUCCUUAUUAAAUAUCUCCCGUCCCUCUAGGAGAUUCGGGCUUGGCGCGUUCUUCGGUGGCGGUGGCGGUGGGCGGAAGCAACAUCGUGUAAAAAAGAAGCGUAGCCGUUUUCUUCGGUUCGGGAAUUCUUCCUCGUCAUCUGUAGGCUCGGAUCUUGCCUAUGGAAAAGGGUACGUCGAACGGCAGAAGAGUCGCGAAUUCAGCCCCCCUAGUAGUAGUGCUGGUAGGCCGCGUCCGCGACGUGAUCAGACGGACGAAGAAAUACUUGAAUUAGGAAGACAGUUUGCCGAGAUUGCUAGACAACAAAAUGCCGAGGACCUUAAAGCAGCUGGGAGGAGCCGGCCGUCGACAUUGGUUGGUGCUGCGGCGGCCCUGAGUCAGUUUCGUCGAACAAAUAGCGGGAACUCUAACAGGGGGGUUGGAAGCUCUAAACCCCGCCUUGAUGAUUCUUCAGAUGACUCGGAGUGGGAAUCCGCUUCUGAAGACGAGUCGUCGUCUAGCGAAUUUGACUCCGGCCUUGCCUAUGGCUCCUCGGGACUUAGCCUACCUAAUACCAUUAACCAGCCUAUUCCCCGUCAGAGUACCCCUAGCUCUUCCCGUUCCCCUCGUCCCUCUCAAGUUUCAGUUUAUGGCCCCCCUCUCCGCCGGAAAUCUUCGGUGGUCGAUCCGAGCCUCUUCGGGCCCGUAAAUUCUCUCCGAGGUUAUGUUGAGGCUCCUUGUGGGUUUGAAACGGUUGACCGAUCUACGGUUAUAUCUCCGCGACCGUACGAACCCUCAAUAAGUCCUACAAUAACUCCUAGUGAAGCUGCACCUAGUAAUCGUCCGUUACAACUGGUCUAUCCAGCUCCAACAUCUGAUCCAAAACGCUUUGAUGUUUAUAAUGGUCCCGUCGUGUCUAGCCAACAGGACUUGUCUGCCCCGCUUCGGCCUGCACCAGUACCUAUACAACAUCCAAGGCCGAUAGUGCAGGUGCCCAGGAGGGUUCUCGACUCGGUGGAAACGGGCUCUGGAUACUCAGAGCAUGCGUCAUCUAAAAAAGUGCCUGAGGACACUGUUGUUGCUGGUUUGGCUGGGGCCGCAUUAGGGGGUGCGGCACUAAGCUCUGAUCGUAAAGAUGACCACAACAAGCUCGAGGAGAAGCGUCAUCGUGAUAAUGAGCGCCGACCAAAACGUUCAGACGCUGGCGUCCAGGCUCGGAAGGCUGAAGAGCGUAAGAGCCAUGAUAAUCUCUCUGCGGCUCGUAAUGAUCUCACUGAAAUACCCCAAGAAUCGCGAUUUGGAAACGGCCUAGAGUUUAAAAGAGAUUGGCAUUACCGGGAAUUGAUAGUGCCCGAAUUAAAACGGAAGUCUGAGGAGGAGGGGCGCCGUCGUGACGAAUACAAUGACGAUAACUUCGAUCACGACCUGACGCGUAAUAGGCGCAAACCCGAUCCAGAAGAUGAACGGAAGAUUGUCCAUGAAGAUGCUUAUAAAAAGGAACGUCACAACAGAGACGGUGCUGAUCGUCCUAGUGUGGGAAGCUACGAACCUGUGAAUGGCCCCGAGUAUCCUACGCGAGAGGGUCCAAUUGAUCCGUUCCAAUUUCAAGUAGCUGAUGAUGCUUUUCAGACUCCUCCUCACACGACACCGAAACGACCCCUUACGCCGAAUGUGAUAACUGUAGAUCGCGAGCCUAAUUUCUCUCCGGACCGACUUAGUCGGAGAGAUUCUUAUGAGCGGGAACUUCGUGAUGCACAUGAAAUAUACCAAACUGCCGAGCACGCGACAGCUCCUAUAAGCGGAGUUGCAUUUGCUGCCGCCGCUGCAGUGGUCAUGGCUGAAGAUCGCCGUGGACGUAGUCAUAGCCGAGGUGGCGAUGCUAGCUCUAGGAAUAGAUCGCGACGGGAUGAAUCUCCAAAACGUGAAAAGGAUGCUGUCCAACAGGAUGCUGACCGUUAUUACCGGGAAGCAGAACUUGCGCGCAGAAUCAAGGACGCGGAGAUACGAGAUGCUGAGCCUUCGGUUGUGGACAAAUGGAAGCAGGAUCAGCAACCGGUGAUUGUGGAUGUUGUAUCACCCCCAGAAAUGGAUCACGCGAAGAAGAAGAGCGCCUACGAUGCACCCGAUGCUGAUGUCCGCAUUGAUAAUGUUCUUGAACAUCCCAAUGAACUUUCUCGUUUUCGAACGUCAGAUAUCAAGGGUCUCACCAAGAUCCCCGUAUUCACAGCAAGAGACCCUUCCGCUGAGCGAGAGCGGCCAAUGCUUAAUGUCGUGCGGCCUACGCCUGUUCCCACACCAAUUCCAGAGGGACAGCGACGUGCGGAAGAGCCUCUUCCUAAGGUUGUCAGGAAGAUUGAUAUUCCUCCCCCUAAGGUCAUACCUGACGUAGUUACUGAAUCUCAAAGCGAAGAAGCCCCGGCGCCGUUAGCAAAAUCUGUCAGCUGGGGAGAGAAUCAAACAAAACGCUAUGUUGUGGAGAGUCCGGAGAGAGAGGAUGACCCAUAUUCGGGGACUAAGAUUGUGACGCCUGCUAAACCUCCAAGAAGUCGGACGGGGAAAAGGAGUUGGGGAUUAGGAUUCAUUGCAGCAACUCUCGGUGGUGGUAGCAAUAGAAAUGCGUCAUCGAGUACACCAGAGCAGACUGCUGCCGUUGAAGCGACUGGGCCUAAAAAAACUUCAAGGAACGGGGACGAACCCGCAAAUCGUAGAGCCUCGGUCCCAUUCAAGAACACAUAUGAUAGCCCGCCUAUCCCCGGUCCCAAACCCCCAAGCCUAAAGGGUGCCCAGAUGCCGGGUUCCUUUGAGGAAGACCCGGGGUUUACAGCAAAUAUAGCUGCCGCCCUUGAAGGUAGCGGGUUUGACCCUAAUAUCGUUAUCGACAAUGCGAGCUUUCAUAAGCGUGAUUCACCGCCUGGGUCGAAUGACCUUAGCGUAUGCCAAGCGCCGUUCGUGGAGUCGGUGGCCGACUUGAGAACAGUUGACGGUCCAGGGAUUACCGCUUCGCAGGGUGGCCGGGAACAUGGCUUUGUUAUUGGGGAAGUCGAGACGCCAUCUGACGAGAGGGAUAUCUCGACCGAUAAAUCGCGAAUUAUUUCCGAGCUCAAUAGAGCACUGCAGCGCAAGCAGGACAAGGCCCCCGAACGAGAUAGUGCUGAAAAGCCCCAUGCUAUUGUCGGUGGCAGUAAGGCUGCAGAGCUCUCGAGAUCUGUUACAGAGGACGACUGGGAUGUGCUCUCGAAUAAGUUUAGCAAAAAGGAGAGAAAGAAACGCGAGAAAGCAGCAAGAGCUCAAUCAUUGGAUGAUACACCAAUCGACAAUAAGCCCCGAAACGAGCAAUAUUUAGAGGCCGAAUUUACCGCUGAAGGGGAAGACAGCUCACCUAAGAAAAUGUCAAAGAAGUCGAAAAGGGCUGUUGUUGUCCAAGAGGAUUCGAGACAGCCUGAGAUUGUAGAGAACCCCAAGGUCGUAGCUCUAGUCGAUGGCUCUCGGGAUGUACAAAAUGUUAAUACCGUACAUAUUGGCACAUCAGAUCGUCUAGAUGAGAGCAACAAGAGAUUCAAGCGUGGUUUAGAGAUAUAUAACUCGCCUUCAGUACCCACGCCGAAGCCCGAGACUUCAAAUAAUAGGCCGAGAGAGCCUGCUAGAGCGGAUGUCUUUUUUACUCCUGACGACGAAUCUGGCAGUUCAAGAAAGGAUAGCUGGAGGGCUAGGCAAGACUCGGGUGAAUCUUUUUCGAGGACGGUUUUGCCAUCGGAACUUUCAACGGCAAGCUCUUACGGAAUAAUCGAUACCACGGAUAGUAUUAUCGAGACCGAAGAAGAGUGGGAUACACCGAAAAAGAGCAAAAAGAAGUCGAAGCGUGACGAUGGGGCAUAUUAUUCACCACCCAGGUCUGUACCAAUCUUGGAGACUGCUCUAGACCUUGCUCAAGAGGCAGACGCUACUCCUCUCCCUAAAAGCGAACAGGAUGCUUUGAGAAAGGGUAAAAUGAGUAAGCGUGGAUCUGUUGAUGAUGAAUUUGCGUUUCCGACUGUCCGUGGCCUCGAAGACUGGGAUUCGUUCAGCGAGUCAAAGGAUAAGUCUACGCAAGACUCUAGUGUCCACGACUCCUUGUCGCACGCAACGCUCCCUGCUGAAGAUCUUUACGAUAGCCCAAAGGAGAUGACCGAAUCCUCCAGCGAUGUACGUAGUGAAAAGACAGCCGCUACAGAAGAGGAGUUAGACACAACGAGGAAAUCGAAGAAAUCUACGCGAAGUUCGAUUCCAUAUGAAGAUCGGCCCUCAACGCCCCGGUCCGUAGCUCCAUCUGAAGCCUCCAUGGGAAGUUCCAAGAGAUCAAAACGGGAUUCCUAUUCUGAUCCGUUGUCAACGCCAUCAAGGUUAGCUCUGGCCUCUGACGCGGGUACCGUAGUUCUGGCCUCUGACGUGGGUACCGAUGAUUCCCGGAAGAAGACCAAGAAGAAGAAGAAAAGGAGAAGCAUCGCUGCUGAUUUACCCGAAAACGAGAAUGAUCUUCCUGAGGGAGGGCCGACCGAUAAGGGAAAGGGUCGAUCUGAGAUCUUGGAUUAUGAUGCUGACUCUGUAGUUCCGAACGAAGCUCGUUACGAUAGCCAACCAAUUGGUAACCGGACGAGGGAUGAUAAGGCGGACCAAGCUAAAGCCGUGGCCUCCACCCCGAGCAGUGCUGGUAAAAAGGAUCGCGAAGGCUCUAAAGCGGAGAUAGAUAAAAAGAGCAGCGGAAAUACAGGUUUUUUCGGCCGCUUAAAAUCUUCAAUUGGGAUGGCUGAAGGAAAGGAACCUCUACGCAAGUUGGACGAGGACAAGAAUGACCCUUUUUUAGGUAAUGCCGGCAUCCUUGGCGCAGGUGUCGGUUCGACGGGCGAUGCUAUCAUGUCCCAAGAGCCCCUGCCAAAUGCCACCAAUGCUCAAGAACCCCAAUCUGUUCCCUUCACUCUCCAGAGACAAUCAACUUUAUCACGAGAAGCAGAGCCCAUCGACCCCGAGAUUGCUCCGCGGGAAAUUCGACCUGCUAUAGAUCCUAAACAUGGUGACCUGUUACCCUUACCUCCAAGUCGCUCUGAGUCUCCUCUUCCUAAGCUUCGUGACGACUUUCCACCUCUACCGGAUAGCCGUCCCGAGACACCUGAGCAUGAACGACAUUCGCGCGAGGCGCCUACUCAUACUCGUCGUCGCAGUACCCUCGAAACGCCGACAAGGCCAAAAACGCCUAGUCAAAGCGCGAUACCUAUCCAAUUUUUCCGUCCGGGGCAUAGGCAUACGCCGAGCAACGGGAGAUCCUCACCGUCGGUGUCACCAAUCAAUGCCACCGUAGAAUUCGGAAGCGAAUCGAAGAAUCGUUCUCGUCCGGCAUCCUGGGAAGCCUCUCGGGACUUCAAACCCUUACUUCUUCUCCAAAGGGCGCUACGGGGAUCGAUCGACUUAUCAAACUCUCCCGAGAGAGAAUCUUCGCCUUCGGGGUCUGAACCUCGUGAGCGAGGCUCGCCUUCAUCAGCCCAUCUAAUUCUGGAGUCUCCCGACCGAGACCACCCUUUCCGCGAUAAUAUCUUUUCCGGACCAUUGUCAUCGCCAAUUGGGAUAUCUACAGAAAAAACAGAAAGCCCGCAUGCGGCUGAGAAAGCCUUCCAACUUCAUGAAGAUACCUUUAGGCAACUACCUAACGAAGCUUCAUUUCACCGAAAUAGUAGAGCAGACGGUUCCUACUUGUCUCCUCUCCCUGAAGAGUCAGACUUGAAGUUUACUGAGAAUGAUUCUCAUAGUCCUCUCAGCCCGCCAAUUUUCUUAGCAGCUCCUAACGUUAGAGAUCGAGAUGAUUCUGCCCAAGGUCCUCUCAAAGACAACUUGGAGAAUAGUGUUGUUUCAACAGAAACAGCGAUGCCUAUCAUAGGAGAACCAGAAAUUACGGUCACACCUGAUGACCAUAGCUUAAGCCAGGCCAACGAGGCUGUUGUUUCUGCAGAAACACCGUACGAAUUUCUUCCCGUUUCGGACUUCUUUCCUGGAAGUAAAACGCCAGAUUCGAUGGAUACCUUCGAUACUGCUCUGAGCAACGCAGGUGACCAUGGACCCCUAGAAUCUAGUGGUUCAUUAGACAAUGCUCAAGAUGACGAUACAAUACAGCAGAGGGGGUUGAGCGAUGUUGAAGAAUUAAUGGCGGGCUUGACUAAUACAAAGGCCACUUCGUUCCAAGAUGAAAUUCUCGGUGGUAUUGUACCAAGGGCCUCGGAAGAAGACGUAGAUGAUAAUAAAUCGAUCGAAACACUGGCGCCCGAGCCCUCCUAUUCAGAAGCACACGAGAAACAACCUUCAAUUGAAGUGCACGAGCCUGACUCCGAUGCUUCGACUAUUCCACAGAGUACAGAUACCACGCCAAAGAAGAAGAAUCGCAGGUCUCAAUCUAUAGAGCUUAGUCUGGAAAGUCCGCUAAUUACUACGGAUGCUCAAAACGUAGGGUUGGACGAGCUGCCCAUACAGCGAGCUGGUGAUGCUGUUCCAGCCUACAGCGACCUGAUCCCCACCGAGCAAUUGCCUUUGGUCAAAGAGAAACCGGCCAUUGUUGGAGAACUCACUUUCAGUCACGAAGAGCCAGCCAUGUCUGAGUCCAAGACACCCGAGGUUGAAGUAGAUAGUCCUACGUUUGAGCUACACGCAGAGCCAGAGCCAGCGUCAGAGCCAGCUCCUAUCCUAUUAGAUAUGGCCGCUAUUGAGAAGCCUGCUGCUCCUGAAGCCGAGGUUGCUAUCCAUCCGAAAGUAUCUAAUGUUGAGUUGGGAGUUCCUUCAGUUGAAGCGGAGCAUGGUGCCGUCAAGCUAGAGACUACUGCUACUGAACCAGAGAUAUCCUCUACUGAGCCAAUAGCGACUGCUGAACCAAAACUUCCAAGCGGCGAAGCAAGCACGGUGGAAACUGAGCCGAACGCUGGAGAAACUCGUAUCGAAGAGCUAGAGACUUCUACCGCCCAGAAAUAUAUCCUUGCUACUGAAGCUGGAUUGACUGUAGUGGAAUCAGACGCGCCUAACGCUGGACUAGAACCGAUCGCUAAGUUAGAGCCAACUGCUCUGCAGAGCAGCCCGACUGCAGCUGGAAGCGAGACUCCUACUAUCCAGGCAGAGCCUACCAUAGCUGGAGUAGGGUCAGCCUUCGAACAAGAAUUAGUCCAGCCCGAUGCUGAGCUAGAGAAGCCGGGGCAACUCGAGACAACUCUAGAGCUUUCUCCUAGUGCCUCUGAGAAAGAUGAGAAAAAGGAAGAGGAUAUACAGCGGCCACUAUUAGAGAAUGAGCAAGCUGAACCUGUCACUUCUGUUGAAGAGCCAACCAAAAGAGCCGAGGAGUUAACACAGGAGACCAGCACGAAGAGUCCCCGUGUGCUUCCUGCUGACCCGCAAAUCCCUAGUCAAGAUCAACCGGAAGCUACUUCACCAGAACCGCGUGAUGGCCAAUUGGACUCGCUCGAGGAAAUUCCUACCAUAGAGACGUCCGAGAAGGAGGACGAGACACAAGCUGCAGUACCUGAGCUAGAGGACCAAGUUAUUGAUGAACGAAUCCCAGCCCACGAAGAAGAGGGCCAGCCUCUUUCUGAAUCACCAUCUCUUCCAAUAGUGCAAGCUGAGGACCAGCAAUCUGAUACUCCCGUAGAAGGCCUCGCAGAAGCGUUAGCUAGCCCGAUACAAACUGAACAGCAGCUAAAUCUAUCUCCCGGAAAUGAAUCAAUUAGCGAACACGUGCUCCAAGAAGAACCUACAGGACCCAGCGAAGCCAAUCAGGAUGACGGGAAGACGCCACGAGAAAUACUUUCUCCGAACCAGCUGGUGGAGCCGAUAUUGAGCAAGCCCGCGGUUGAUAGCCACAACGAUCUCCAGUCUACGGUCCCUGUUCUUGGGCAAGAUGAGCAGCCGCAAUCAGCAUCGAAAUCAGUUUUAGAAGAGACCCAUUCACUUGACGAUUCUAUAAAGCCUGAAGUUUCUAUUGUUGGCGGAGAACAACACGAUGAGCAACCCACUCUGACUGAAACUAAUCUGCAGUGCCCCAUCGAGCAGGAAUCAAGCGGCUCAGCAUUAUUGAAGGACACUAACGUGGACAAAUCACCACUGCAGCUCGAUAUACUUGGCGAUGAAGAUACCAGGGACCGGCAAGGACCUGCGUCAACCGAUCCAACGGAGGUUCCGCUUUCCAAGCCUGACUGGAACGAGGGCUCAGAAGACAAACAAGACAAAUCGGCCGUAUCAUUCCAACCGGUGAAGGAAGCAUCGAGUUUAACCCCAAACACCGAUGACGCCCAACCACUGAGCCUUUCUAGCGAGGUGAUCAAUGAAGAGGCACCGGAAACGACUCAGCCACAAGAUAAACUCAGUAGCGAGAAGGGGGAAAGCAAGGAAAUAAGUCAAGAUGCGUCAGAAGUAGUUGACACUUCUGUAUUAACUGGUCCCAAUCCGGAACCGGCGACCCAACCACCCUCUGAAACUGAUGUCAACGAGCCUCAAGUCGUCAGUGAUGUUCUCGAAAAGCCGUCCCAAGACCGCGUUAAUGAAUUGGAUGUGUUACUCGCGGAGGAGCAGUCCUCUGUACCUCAACCAAUUGUAGAGGAUGUGCAGGAGCCAGUUAUCACCGAUGCAAUUGACGCACCUAAAUUGAGUGGAGAACUAGAAUCUAAGGAAUCUGAGGAAUCUGAGAAGUCGGUGGGACAGCCCACGAUUGUGGGGACAUAUGUUGAUAGCAAACCACCCUCCCAAUCUCUCGCUCCCGGAGUUGACGAAGUUGACGUGACAGCUGUCACUCAGGUGGAAAACCAAGCCCCCGAGUCCGAGUCUACCCCUAGCAAGGAGAAGGAGGACGAAGAAAAGCGUGGUCCUAUCCAAGUCGAGACUGUCACUAACGAUAUUACCCAGGCAACACCGGAAAUUCUGGAUGCGCGGGGUGAUGCGAACAAGGAAGUAACUUCACCUACUCAACUUACCACUGAUAGAAUUAGCGACGACACCCAAGCAAUUCAAGCAAAAGAAGAUAUUGGCGUACCAUCGACGAUUAAACAACAAGAGACGGACGAGAAACCUGAAAACAUCUCUACUGACACUGAGGAAACGCCAACAGCUGUCAUCUUACCAGAGAUAUCAGCCGAGCCAGGUGUCGUUUCCGAGGAUACUACACAACCCGGAGAGAGUCUUGGUUUAGAUCUAAAUCUAUCUAGCACCGAAGGAUCUAAGAAGGACGAUCAAAAGCCCCAGAGCGCCCAAUUCCCUGGACCACUCGAACAGGGACCUAUGGAGACUUCGGCGGAACCGGUCGAUGAGACCCCUGCGCCUGGCACAACCUUCAACCCCGACUGGGCCUCUAUUAACGUGCCGCCCCCACCGGAUUACUUACCGGAAUCCGAGGUCCACUCUCAAGAGGCAUCGGGCAGCUUUGGUGAUGCAUCGAAGGCUCAACAAGAACCAUCUCAGGGUCAGCCAAUAGACCCAUUAGAUCAGCUUAUCCAGCAUAUUGAGGCUAAAACCCAAUCAAAUACCCUUGACGACGCACGAGACGAGCCAGACCUAAAAGAUUCCGACGUUGCUGCAGGUACCCAAGAGCAAGUCCCCCAGGAAAAUGCAGAAGACUCAAUGGAAGCCCAAAACAGUCUACUAGCGGAGGGCGCAUCAAAGGGCGAGCGUGACAGUGUUCAGCAACCCUCGGACGAAAUCGUACCAGCGGUGCAGGAAAGUGCGAAUGACAAUUCACCCAUUGAGGCGGAUGCUGUCCAGGAGCCUUCUACCAAGGAUGAAUCCGAAGUCAUACCAAUCUUACCGGCUCAAGAUACUUUCCCCACUGAAGCCAGCCCUACAGCAGUCCUUGAGCCACAGGAUAAUAUUGAAGAGCCUUCAGAAAGUAUGACAAAUGACAGCGUUUUAGCAACUUCUCAACUCUGCGAGUCAACUCGAGCCAUGUCUACUAGUUCCGAAGAUAAUUUGUCGAAUCCUCUUACAGAGAAUAUCACCCUCAGCAAUUUACAGGCCGAGUCUAACCUAGUAGCCGAAGACAAGACUCAAAACACUAUAGAAAUACUGCCAACGAUUGCGGAAGAGGGUGAGAGUGAAAAUCAAGACGCACUCGAUUCUACAAUAGGAGCAGUGGCGCCGAUGAACGAGCCGAGUACAGAGGCCCCUUCCUCAGACCUUGUCGAAAUACCAUCGACUAUAUCGCAAGAUCAGACUAAUCUAGGUGAAGUCGUGUCAGAAGCUCCGGUGAUAGCUGAACCAGCGACGGAAUCGGUGUCUCAGCCGCAUCAAGAUGACCCGCAGAACCCUAUAAAUAAGGACAAAGGAAAGGAGAAGGAAAUUAGCCAAGUACAAGAACGAGAACCCGAGUUGGCCCCUUUACCAACAGAACCUCCGACCGAACAACCGCAAUCUCCUGCUCUCGAGAGCAGUCAACCGCAAGAUGUGAUACCUUUGGAUUCACCCUCGGUUCAAGAGAUUAAGCCGAAGCCGGAGCCGCAUGUGACUGAGCAAGACCCGCCUGACCUAUCCGAGUUACCUACCCCCGGAACGAGCAAGACCGCGACCGGCACAUUAGAUAUCUCUCCUUCUCCAACGAAAGAGGCUGAGCCACGAGCAUCGGAUGUUACGGGUACAACCGUCCACUCUCAAGAAUCUGAGCAGGAACCAGGAGUUCAGACAGACAAGGCAGGUGACGAUAUAUUGAUAAUCAGGCCUGAGAUCGCCCCAAGUGGAGAAGUUACAAAUGUCCAGGACCAGGAGAAAACUCGGCAAACCAAUGAUCUAACUGAAAACGCUAUGCUAGAGGAAGAACCCGUGGCUGAGCCUGUACGCGACGAAGAAAGCCUGGAAAACGUGGUCACGCCCAGGCCAAAGAAAAGCAAAGAAGGGGAAAGGCGAGGAAGCCAGUCAAUCUUAGAUGAUACGGCAUUUAUACCAAGCCAAGAAAUUACCGAAUCCGCCCCAAGUAUGCCAGCAGCCGUCGACGAAGCAAUAAAUCCUACGAAUAGCGCUAUACCUAUAUUUAGCGACGAGCUUUCUCUCCCGCCCCCGGACAGAGUGGACAAGCCUACCGAAACCGAAAUUACAAUAGUCCGACAAGAUUAUUCUAGAUAUCCUACAAAUAAUCAAUCUACCUUAGCCAAUGCUAAGGAAAUUGCAGAGCUAGAGGCGAAGAGCCCCGAGAGCGUCUCUAUAGAGGAUAAGGAAGGUGAAGAAAACAAACAACUAACCCUUCUAGAUGACAACCUAUCCGAGCAAAUUCCAGAGCAGACAGCUAAGGAAAGUGCAGUGAUGCUUUCCACAGACGAACAAAGCGAAAUUCAAGUCUCAGCUCCUACAGAAGCCUCGAAGGAAGAAAAGUUGGAUGAACCUGGCUCCCUUGGAAAGAAUAGGAAAGGAAAGAAAGUCAAGGGAGGCAACUCUCACAAUGAGAAUGUCUCUGCCUCCCAAGUCGAACUGAGUCAAGUAUUCAUGGACACAAUAAACAAUAACGAGCCGGCGGAUAUUAGCAGAUCUACCUCCCAGGAAAGCCCUGAAGGUGCAGACAUUAUUGAUCCUGUCCCCACUGAAAGUAAAGAUACAGAAGCCAAGGAUGUUGGUCGUUCAGAUGAUGUACAGUCACAAGAACAAAAUCAAGCAGAAUUUGAGUCUGCAGUUCAACCAGACAUAAGUGAAAUUGCAGAGACUGAAAACUUAACACUCGAGAGCUUAAAGGACGAAAAGGUUGAGGAGACGGCUCCUACUAAGAAAGGCAAAAAGAACAAGAAAAAGAAGCGCGCAAGUCUACGGGAAGAUGAGGCAAUUUUACAACAAAAGUUAGAUCAAACCAUUAGUGAUCUAGCAGCUAGUACGUCCGCGAUCGAGCAUGUGAAUACAGAGAAGCUUUCUGUUCCAGAAGAUUCUGUAGAUCAGGAUGCUGCAGAUCUAACACCUAGCCAAAAAGACGAUGGGGAGAAGGGGCCAAGCACCCAGGAGCCUGAACUUGAGGCCGAGAUGCUAGCCGAACCGGAGCUAGAUUCCAUCCCCCAACAGCUAGAGUCGCCCAUGGGGAUCAGAUCUACUAAUGUACUUCCCGAUGUAUCUCCUGUGAGCAUUGAAGAUACGGUUCCCAUUGAAGAGAAUCGCUCGACUAGCUUGCCCGAAGCACCGGUUGAGUCCACCAGUGUCGAAGAGGCUCCGAUUGUAAACACACAGGAUAAUAGGCCUUCUACCGAGGAGAAUAUUCUUGCAGUAGUGCCACCCCAGAUUGUCGAGGAGCAGGUUGAAAGGGGCACGUUACCAGAGUCUGAUAUUCCUCUAUCGGACCAACCCCCUCCUGAAAAUACUGUCACUAUUCCUACGUCCGAGGAGCCCGGCGCCGAAGAUACCGCUCAAUCGGAGGUCGUCCAGUCAGAGACCGUUAGCCAGAUGCCGGAAGAGCAGACCGAUGUUGUUUCCUCAACUCCGCCGCGAGAGGAGCCGGUGUCCCAGGGACUAGUCCAGUCAGAUAAAGAGCACGAGGAAACCGUAGAUCCUAUCGCUUCCGAAACUUCGGUUGGAGUAGUACAGCUUGAUGAGUUCCCCAGGUCGGGAGAAGAUUUGCAACCAGCAGAAUCUACCCAACUAGAGGCCGUAGUAUCAGGAGAGCCUGUGCAAACCCAGGAUCCGCCAAAACAGGAGCCUGCACAAUUAGAGGAGCCAAUAGCUACGGAGGAACCGUUGAAUCAGGAAGAACUACCCAAGCUAGAAGAGCUCACUCAAUCAGGCGAAUCUGAGCAAUUAAUCUCUGUGCCACAAGAUCUUUUGGAAGUAGGAGCACCCGCACAGCAAGAUCCAAUACAGCCAGAAGAGUCUACCCAACGUUCGGAGCCGGAGUCGCCAGCUCAAGCAGAAGAACCUACACAACUAGAAAGUUCUGUAAAACCUGUCCAGGAGCUUCCCGUCACCUUGGAUGAAACUGAGUCCACGCUGACAAAGAAGUCUAAGAAAAGCAAGGAAAAGAAAGCUAAUCAAACCGAACCAGAGCCCACAUCAGAAAGCACGCAGCUAGUUGAGACUCAAGCUCAAAAGGAGUUACCGAAGCAGUCUAGAGAGCAACAUGUGGAUCGACGUGCUGAGCAACGGGCGAGCUGGGGUUGGCUUACCGACUCAUUCAAGAGUCUCCUGAGUAUACAAGAACCUAUGACAACCUCGAAAGACAACCAAAAUACAGACCUACCCGAAGUGCCUACAAAAUCAGGGCCUAAGCCGGAGGAGGAGGACGCCAGUCAGCUUGAAGGGGAACCUACACUGGAAACCGUGCCCUCGUCAGAACCAACAGAACAAUCCCAGCACCUUGAUAGCCAGCUAAUCGUUGAUGAUACGUCCACAAUCGCCACAGAUGCUGUACCCGAAAACGUCUUACCUGAGAUGGCUACAAGUAAAAAAUCCAAGAAAAAGAAGAAGAAAGCAAGCCAAGUCAGCCAGGAGCCUGAGUCUAGCGCUACAGUCCCUCUAGAAUCCCAAGCGCAACCAAUCUUUCCCGAGUCGUCUCCCAUACAAGAGAGCCAGGAACAGCUCGACGUUCCGCCCAAGGUAGAACAUACAACAACCCGGAGGGGGGGAGAGAAGCCCAGAGAAGACCUCUCCCAAUCUUCUGGUAGCAAAAUGUCCAAGAAGGAAAGGCGAAAGAUGAAAAAAUUAGCCGCUCUAGCCGCCGAGCUGUUUGAGUCCGAACCUGAGCCAGUAAACUCAAAUUUGGAGGUGCAAAAUGCCCCUAUUACGAACACUACAUCGACGAGCCUUCAGGAAGAGGGCUUGCAGUCGCUGACAGUAGAGGCUGAAUCCUCGACUCGACAUAUUCAAGGGCACGUCGGAGAUCUUGCCGAGAAAAAUGGUGAAGAAAUAGGUGCGCCUACGGACCAAGAUAGCUUAGCUCCCAGCUCCGAGCCGGCUCUUAUAACCUCUGAAGCUGAGAAUAUAGCCAAGGAUACACAUUUGGAUGGAACUCCCAAUGCUAUAAGCGAGGUCGCACACGACGUACAAGAAUCAAAGGAAGCUUUACCCGACAUCACUGUCGAAGAUCUUGAGAAGGAAAAAGGGGCUCAGAUACUCGAUACUCCUGAACCAAGCACUGGAAUCCCAAAUUCUGACCCGCAGUCGCAAAGUUUGCCUGAUGUCGAAAAGCAAGAUGAGACGACAGCCAGCAUGGAACCUUUGAUAAGCGAAGAGCAAUUGCCUAUGGAGUCAAAUAUUCCGGAGCCCAUCAAGACACCUAAAAUAAGCGCCAUCGAGCAGCGAGAAUUGCCUAUCAAUGAACAACUAGACCCUUCUGCGCCGAAAGAACCGGAACCUCAGCUUUCCCCUGUCAGCCGCAAGAAGGCGAAAAAGGACAAGAAAAAGAAAAGAAUGAACGCCCAAACCGGAUUAGAAACAGGCUCGGGAACCCAGACGCCUGUGAGUCAAGAACCGAAUGCAAGUCAUAAUUCUAGCGACAUCACCACAGGGGAGCCCAGGGAUCAGGGACCGGAAAGGACAAUGGUAAAUGAGGGUGAGUGGUCAGAAUCCCCAAAUAACCCCCCACAAGACGAGACACGCCGCAAAGCGUCGGGCACUUCUACUCCUCUAGAGUCCAUAGAAGAUGUACUGGCAAACGCUUCUCCGGAUACAGUAGCAAAAGAGAACGCCCCGAGAAGACUGACUCCAGAAAAUAUCUCAGAAGUCGAAGGGCAAGGUUCUAAAGCAAAGGACGUCGAAGAAGGAAUUCCCCCCAAGCCGAAAGACCAAGAUCAAAAUGCUGAAAACAUCAAUAUCAGUCACCCUGACGAGAACAGCGUAGAAGUUCCGGGAAUCACUCAACCGCCGUCGCCCGUAUCGGAGCGCCAUACUGGCAAAGGGUCUCUUAGCGAAACCAAACAAGACAUUUUAGACCACGUCGAGUUACCGGGGCCUGUCACCCCUCCUCGGACUCCGUCAACGGUUGCCGCACACACGGUCAAUAUUGACCUUUCGCCGGCCCAGUUAAGUAGUCAUAUAGAACACGAGCGUCCAUUCGAUCAGUCACCGCAGCCAGGCAAGAGGAUUAGGACUUAUUUGUCCGGCGGAGACCCUACGAUAUCUGAACUGCCUCCGACUCAACUUAAAUUUCCUCGAAAUACCGAGAGCUCAAGCUACAAUUCCCGCGGGCUGUUACCACCUGCAGGAUCAUACAUGGCAGAAGCCAGUGAUAACAAUGUCGUUUCGCAUGACAUCACCUCUGCCAGAGAGAUUGCAGUCUCGUAUCUUGAAUCUCAGUUAAUUACAAAGGCCGAAAACUCUCAUAACGUUGAGGAGAAUAGUGGUGUCAAGAAAAUUAGCACUUCUGGUUUACUCCCGAUGUUCACACCACAACGAGAGAUUGCCGCUUCAUAUUUUGAAGGGCAGCCUUCAGAUGAGAUUCGACCUCAUGACAACACGCCAGAAAAUACAGCUGGAGAAUCUGUAGUCAAUGUACCACUGGUAGCAAUGGGCGAGAAUAUUUCUGCCUCACCUGCAGAGUCGCAAUUGGAUCCCGGGCAUAUAGAAGAAGAAAACUCCCUUUCAGCUCAGCCUGAGGCUCGGCAGCUCAGCCUCAUUCAAGACACGACCACACCAGCACGCAAAAUUGCAGCUAUCCUUAUGGAAUCUUACUUUCACUCCUCUAAAAAAGGGAAGAAGAUGGAUAAGGAUGCAGACUCUACAGCUCCAGAAAUUAUGUCUGCAGCGCCCUCGACUGGAGAGGCUGCAUAUUUAACUGAGAAGUAUGUCAACAUGAAAAUGCCAGACACACAAGACAUACUUGAUAACCGUGUAGUUUCAGAAACCUCUGAGCCCAAGGUACUAGAAGAUAAGCAUCCAGAGGUUAAUGCAAGCGAUCAGGAGACUGGGCCGAGUAUAGGGGUCCCAUCACAUGGGAGCGCUUCCGAAGAAAUCGAGAGCCCAGUAGUAGGAAGAGAAGUACAACAGAACUCACCGGAACUUCGCAGCGCUAGUCGUGAAGGCCCAACAUCGAGAGAGCUACCUACUACUGAAAUCAUAAAAAAGUUGGACGAUCUAGACACAUCGGAGCACGGCAGCGAACCUUCAGAGCCAACAGUGGAGCGCAAGAUCGACGGAGCAUUAUUAAAGUCAUCAAGUUCAAGGCCUUUAAUUCAAGACUACGGAAAUUCCGGCCGCAAUUCACCCCGUGUCCUUCCUCCAGUAAAGGAAGAGACGGGUGAAGAACUACAAAAUGAAGGACGGGAUCGGGGUCAGGGAAUUACGAAUAAGGCACCAAUUAUCACAGAGGCGAAUAGGGACAGUGGAUUUGUAACAGAUUCACCGAAUCCGAUGCGGCGUAGUUCGAUGAACGAAUUAAGCCUACGAGACAGCGGUGUGCAUUUGCGCGAUUGGCCAGAAAAGACGGCCCAAAAAACUACAGGAUUAGAAGAGGAAAGCAGUGUAAUUCGCACUCCCCAACCGAAUGAAAAAAGAAGCAAAAAGCUAGGGUUGGGAAGCGAGACGCCAGAUUUGCCAAAUUUAAGCACGCCAACUGCUCGAAGUCAAGAUGAGGUACAGGAUAUUAUAGAUGCUAGGAAAACGCGCGUGUCCAAAUCUGAAGAUGUCGGGCAAAGAAGUGUAUCAGAAAGUAUAAGUCGAGGAUCAUCAACACGGUGGAUGGAAAAGGAGCCAAGGCGGUCUGCAUCCAACACGAGCAUUUCACGGCUAAGGACACCUGAACCACUACAGUUUCGGCCUGAAAGUCCAGGUGGACGUAAUUUUCGAUCAGGCUCCAACACCCCACCCCUUGCGCUCCGACGCACGGGUAAACAACGAAUGAGCGGUGACCUUAGAUCAUUAAGUUCCAACCUCUCCAAUAACAACAAUGCCUCGAGAGAAAAUCUCCACCAGACCCAACAACUGCAGCAGCUGCAACAACUUCAACAAACCACGAUACCUGUGGCUAAUGAGGGCCGUGUCCGAGCCAAGGACAUGACGGACGUAUAUGUAAGUGCAUAUUAUCCAUCGUAUCCAUAGUCCAUAGUCCAUUCCCCAUUCCCCAUUCUCCAUUCUCCAUUCUCCACAAUCCACAAUCCAUUAUUCAUUAUCCAUCACAGAACACAUCGUCAAGCCAUGACCGCCGCUACUCUAUUUGCUAAUCCCCAUAUGCAGGAUGGCUACGGCGAGGGCCGCAUUGGAUCCCCACUGUCUCCAACCCGACCACAGAGCAUGCGUCGUCGACAAAGCAUACAGGUUCUAGAACUCGAAUCAAGAGUUGAGCAAUUAGUGGCCGAAAAUCGCGCGCUUGCCGACGAAAAAGCCCACGUCGAACAAAACAUAACCCAUCGAACUGCAUCCGCCAUCACCGAGCGCGAUGC